CCCGCCCCUGUCCCCUUCCUUGCCCUGUUGCCGUUGCGCCGACGCCGGCUGCUGUUGUCCCUGGACCCCCACCAUGGAAGAGACAAUAGAAGAUCCCCCCACAUCAGCCAUCUUGCUGGAUCAUUGUCAUUUCUCUCAGGUCAUCUUUAACAGCGUGGAGAAGUUCUACGUCCCUGGAGGGGAUGUCACGUGCUAUUACACCCUCACCCAGCAUUUCCUUCCCCGUCGAAAGGACUGGAUUGGCAUCUUUAGAGUGGGAUGGAAGACAACUCGUGAGUAUUACACCUUCAUGUGGGUUACUUUGCCCGUUGACCUAAACAGCGAAUCAGCCAAACAGCAGGAAGUCCAAUUCAAAGCUUAUUACCUGCCCAAGGAUGAUGAGUAUUACCAGUUCUGCUAUGUGGAUCAGGAUGGUGUGGUCCGGGGAGCAAGUAUCCCUUUCCAGUUCCGUCCAGAAAAUGAGGAGGACAUCCUGGUUGUUACCACUCAGGGUGAGGUGGAAGAGAUUGAGCAGCACAACAAGGAGCUUUGCAAAGAAAACCAGAAGCUGAAGGACAGCUGUGCCAGCCUCCAGAAGCAGAACUCAGACAUGCAGGCUGAACUCCAAGAGAAGCAGGAGGAGCUAGAAGCCCUAAAGAGCAUCAGUAAGAAGUUGGAACAGAAAGUGGAGGAACAGAAAGACCAGUGGGAGACAGAGCUGCUUCAACUGAUAGAACAAAACCAGAAGAUGGCCUCAGAAAAUGAGAAGAUGGGAGUCAGAGUGGAUCAGCUUGAGGCCCAGCUGUCAACUCAAGAGAAAGAAAUGGAGACGCUUGUUCAGGGAGAUCAAGCUAAGACAGAGCAGUUGGAGCAUCUGAAAAAGGAAAAUAGCCGGCUCUUUCUCAGUUUAACUGAACAGAGGGAGCAGCAGAAGAAGCUGGAGCAGACAGUGGAGGAGAUGAAGCAGAAACAAACUGCCGCGACAAAGAAACAACAGGAGUUAGCGGACCAGAACUUUGACCUGUCAAAAAGACUGAGUGAGAACAAGAUUAUAUAUGAUGCUCUGCAGAGAGAGAAAGAGAACGUGGAAAGAGAAAAUGAUCUUUUGAAGAGGGAGAACAGCAGAUUGCUGAGUUACAUGGGUCUGGAUUUUGACUCUUUGCCGUAUCAAGUGCCUACUUCAGAUCAAGGAGGUGCGGGACAAAACCCAAGACUUGCGUAUGGAAACCCAUACUCUGGUAUCCAAGAAAGUUCCGCCCCCAGCCUGCUUUCCAUCAAGAAAUGCCCCACCUGCAAUUCAGACUUGGCUGAUGACGUUUUUGAUCACACCUUGGAGCAGCAGCACAUGCAGUCCGUUUGUUUGAAUUGUCCAAUUUGUGACAAGAUCUUCCCAGCGAAGGAGAAGCAGAUCUUUGAAGACCAUGUGUUCUGCCACACCCUAUAAGUGUCCCAGCCUCUUAUAUCCAUACUAUAUAUAGAUUUUAUAGAGUAGAACCUAUAGCUUCUACUAUGAGUUAUGACCUGAGAUUCUGCCUAACCUAAAAUUAUCAGGGAUGUUCUCAGUCUUGCUGCCCUAAAGGCAGAGUCAUGUUGAUUACCUGAAGGAUAGUGUUAAGGGCUGUUACUUCCAUCCUUUUGGGUUACUACCUUUUAAGUCACAUAACUCUAGCUGUGUCAGCCUGUCACCUAUGGUGCCCAUUCUUCCCAGGGUCUCCAGUACAAGGGCCCUGGGAUGGAACUGACCUGACUGUUCGCAACAACCCUGACUUGAGUACUAAGUGAAUAGUUUUCCAAGUUGUUCCACUGCCAUUCAAGGUCAGGCUUUGUUCUCAGUGUAUUUGUUCUCAGACGUCAGUCCUAACCCUGGGGCUGGACAUUGAUCAGAGGUUGAGAAUUUCUUCCUCCUCCUCCUCAGGCCUCUUUCUCCAACUGUUUGCAUUAGACUAGCUAAAAAUGGCGCGACAGAAAACUCAGAAAUCCAGUUUGGUUACCAAAGGUUUCUCAUCUUGAUUUCUGAGCUCCCAACAGAAGCAUCCAAUUCCUGAACCAUGGAGAUGACAUAUUAUUUCAAUCACAGAAAGCCUUCUUUCUGGAUACCUCUGAUUGGCAUUUUCUCCUCUUUGAUCUUUCCUAUGCACAUAACUUUCAUUGUUGUAAGUCCUUUCUUAAUGGUUAGGAGGAGUUGUUAGAACCUGUAUGGGUUUGCAACUUUCUGAGCAGGUGAGUUUGAAUAUGGAUAAGUCAGAAUAAUGAGAACUAUUGUUAAUCUCUUUAGUACUAAAAAUAAACUAGUCCUCUAUUUCAGGGACUUUCAUAAUUUAAAAUAAA
Diceros bicornis minor is the source of this 2307-nucleotide messenger RNA. RefSeq names its product calcium binding and coiled-coil domain 2 (gene CALCOCO2). Bases 74 to 1423 code for a protein of 449 amino acids. Gene Ontology annotation, biological process: positive regulation of autophagosome maturation; xenophagy. The record is from RefSeq and is a predicted model, not a curated record. Gene Ontology annotation, cellular component: autophagosome; PML body. The transcript has 13 exons. NCBI's taxonomy places the organism in Eukaryota, Metazoa, Chordata, Mammalia, Perissodactyla, Rhinocerotidae.